AUGGUAAGCACGGGCGCCGGGAGCGGCGCCGCGCUGGGGGCCGCCGGCCCCCGCCUCAGCGCCCCCCUCUCUCCGCAGCCCUUCACCGAGCGCGCCUACUACCCGGCCACGGCCACGGCCUCGGCCCCGGCCCCCGCGCCCUUCCCCGCCUUCCAGUUCCGCGCGCGCCACGAGAGCCCCGAGUGGCGCCGGCUGAGCGCCGUGGACGUGGGCCGCGUGUGCCGCGAGGGCGACGUGGCCACGCUGCAGGAGCACCUGGGCCACGUGACGUUCUGCAGCGCCGAGCGCGAGCGCUGCCCGCACUGCCAGGGCCCCGCCGACCCGCUGCUGCUCAAGCUGCUGCGCCUGGCGCAGCUCUGCACCGAGUACCUGCUGCACUCGCAGGACUACCUGAGCGGCCAGCUCGGCGGCCUCGAGGAGGCCCUGCAGGCAGCGCACGCGCAGCGCGACCAGCUGCGCCACGAGCUGGCCCGCGCCGCGCAGGACCUCAAGGCCCUCAAGGAGGAGUGCCGGCGCAGGAAGAAGAUGAUCAGCACCCAGCAGAUGAUGCUGGAGGCCCGCGCCAGCUACCACCAGUGCCAAUUUUGUGAGAAGGCUUUUAUGAACUAUUCAUUUUUGCAAAGUCACAUGCAGAGGCGUCACCCAGAAGAAUCUCAAGUUGAACAGAAAAAGAGCGCAAAGACGGACAAAUUGCAGGAAGAGAUCAAUAAACUGAAGGAGCAGCUAGAAUUCACCAAGUCCCAGUUAGAGGCUGAACAACAUGCUAAUAUGGUUAAGUUUUCCAAGGAAUGUGAACAGCAAAAAUCAAAAGAAGAAGAAAUUCUACAAUCAUUUCAUAAAUGGAAAGAGGAGGAAAAAGAGAAAUUAGCAGAUGAAAUAGAAAAAGUGAAAGAAAUGUUUAUGAAAGAGCUUAAAGAGUUAUCUUCAAGAAAUUCAACAUUAGAAGAUCAACUGUUACUACUACAGAAGUCAAAUAUGCAACUUAAAUCCAACUUAGGGACAUUAAAAGACAGCCAGGAAUUUAUAGAAGAGAAACCCCAGAAUCCUCAGGAUUACCACAGUGUGGUUAAACUUCUUGAAAAACAGGAAGGUAAAUGGACAUCUAGAAUACAAGCCCUUCAUCAGGAACACGAGGCAGAAAAGAAUCUGCUCUUGUCACAGAUUGAGAAGCUUAAAUCAUCUGUGAGAGAAGACCUGAAUAAAAGCAACACUUUUUACAAGAGGAGGAUAGAAGAGUUGGGGCAGAGGCUUCAGGAACAGAAUGAUCUAAUUAUUACUCAGAAGAAACAGAUAAAAGAACUGUCUGCCAGGUCAGUUGCAAGUAUCAAACCGUAUGAUGCGAACAGUAAUGUACAGCCUCUUGUGGAAUGUAAAUCGAGUCUACCCGUGAUGCACGAGCAGGCACCCUUGGUACAUAUGCUGGAACCCAUAGAGGAGCUUUCAGAAGAGGAAAAAGAAAUUGAGAAAGGUGAUCAUAAGACAGGUAGAAGUAACCAACAUUUAAUAAAUGCUUUGAAGACCGAUCCGUCUUUAACUAAAGAACUGCGAGUUGUUUUAGAGCAAGCCCUGGAGGAGAAGCUGGAAUCCUUGGGAAUUAAAGCAGGUGUUCGUGGUAUCCCAAAUGAGCGCUUAAAUAGAAUUUUACAUGCCAUUGAGUCUGCUAGAGAACACAAACAGAAGCAAGAGCCUGACAUCCAGCGAAUUCGGGAGCAUCUUGAACGCCAAGUCAGCUUUAGGAUUGAAGAGAAAUCAUCGUCUUGCAAUAGAUUUGUUUCCUGCCCUCAUCUUCCUUCAGAAGACAAACAAAAGUUCAAUCAACUGAGAAUGUCCUCGUCUGCAAUACCACAAAAAACAGUAAAACGGCCUUCAACAGCCGUCCGCCCAGCUGGACCAAGAGCAGCUGUCACUGAGAACACAUCUACACCAAAGUCCAGGAAGCUUUUUGGAGAUGGAGUUUCCAGAAGGACAUCCAGUAUCACAACUCCACCAUUCAGUUCAGAGGAAGACGUGGAUGAUGAUGACAUUAAGCAGGCWUACAUAUCACCAGAAUUACUGCAGAAACAGUCAAAAACAUCAAGCAAUAAUGUCAGUGCUUUUCGGGCUCCUGGCAAAAGUGAUAUGGAUGGGACUGAAGAAAGCGAAAUGGAGGAAGCUGAAACACCUGCCAAAACUUCAAAAGGAACAGUUAUUCAAAAAAUUACUGAGCAAGUUGGAAAGAGUCUUUCUAACCAUGGAAAUAAGAAUAAACCAGCUGGAGGAGUUAACGUUGCACAGGCAUUUAUUAAGAAAGAAGAGGUGCAAGAACUAAAGUUCACAGAAGUUGAUGAGGAUGACUGGGAUAUAUCAUCUGUAGAGGAUGACCUCUUGCUGAUGAAACCAGACAGAGGCCAGAAGGCGCAGGCUGCUCAAAAGCCCGAGGCCAAUGCUGCGUCAGUGGUGCAAGCCUGGGGUCUUCCAAAGAGCAGUGCACCGAAAGAGGAAGGCCUUCAUGAAGCRGAUAAUACAAGCACACUAAAAAGCAGCUUGGUCACUGUAACAGAUUGGAGUGAUUCUUCAGAUAUCUGAUUGUUGUAUUCCUAACAGGAGGCACGGUUUGGGGGCUCUGAGGGGCUUGGCAACUUAGCUGAAAACACCAAAAUUGCUUCAUACCCAUUUGUCAUGUUGUUCAUGUCAUAAGCAGGAAUACUGUGGUUUACAGAGCCCUUUGUCUUUCAGCCCUGGAUUGGGAACAAAGAGUGUUGCAAUGCACCUUGCCGGCCCUCGCUGCUUGGAAAUUCAGAGUUAAUUCUUAGGGCAGCUGAAGCUGAUGGCAAAAAUCUCUCUGAUUUCCCUGGGCUGAAGGUUUUGCCUCUAAUGUUUGCUUUCAAGACUGAAACUAUAAGAAAGCCUGUUAAUCAAUGAACAGAACUUACUGCAGAUGAUUAUUUUAUAAGGGUUUUAAAUGAAUAUUUUCUUGUAUUUUAUCAUAAGCUUUAUAUCAAAUUGUGAACAUUUUAAAUAAAGUAUUUC
Molecule: messenger RNA, 3009 nt
Organism: Nothoprocta perdicaria
Lineage: Eukaryota; Metazoa; Chordata; Aves; Tinamiformes; Tinamidae
Gene: DZIP1
Product: DAZ interacting zinc finger protein 1
Exons: 18
Coding region: 1-2565 (854 amino acids)
Biological process (GO): cilium assembly
Cellular component (GO): cytoplasm; ciliary basal body
Source: RefSeq, a predicted model, not a curated record